Helicoverpa zea (corn earworm) is the source of this 5446-nucleotide messenger RNA. RefSeq names its product phosphoacetylglucosamine mutase (gene nst). NCBI's taxonomy places the organism in Eukaryota, Metazoa, Arthropoda, Insecta, Lepidoptera, Noctuidae. Gene Ontology annotation, molecular function: phosphoacetylglucosamine mutase activity. Gene Ontology annotation, biological process: UDP-N-acetylglucosamine biosynthetic process; carbohydrate metabolic process. Bases 128 to 1786 code for a protein of 552 amino acids. The transcript is spliced from 12 exons. The record is from RefSeq and is a predicted model, not a curated record.
GUCAAGUUUUACGACUAACGACGUCAAUUUCAUUGAAAGUUGAAGUUGAAACUGGUUCUAGUAGCGCGAAAGGAAUGAGGACAUAUCUCUGAAAACAAGUGAUUGUAAAAUAUAAAACCGUAUCACAAUGCCGCCAAGCAGCUUACGGGUAGUGUACGCGUUCGCAAGAGAAAUGCAUCCAAAAACGACUGAUGUUUUCAUACAAUACGGGACGGCCGGAUUCCGCACAAAGGCCAAUCUAUUGGAACAUGUGGUCUACCGCAUGGGUUUGCUGGCCGUCAUCAGAUCCAGGGUGAAGAAUGGUCGCACAAUAGGAAUGAUGAUAACUGCCUCCCACAACCUGGAGCCUGACAACGGAGUGAAACUGGUCGACCCUGAUGGUGAGAUGUUGGAGGAAAGCUGGGAGGAGAUCGCUACUAGACUAGCUAAUGUUAGUGACAAUGACUUGGAGGCAACGACUGUGGAGAUUAUCAAAGAAGUGAAUGCUGAUAUGGCGCUCAAAGCAAGUGUUUUCAUCGGAAUGGAUACCAGAUACACAAGUCCCCGCCUAGCUGCCGCGGCGGCUAACGGCGUGAUAGCUCUGAAGGGUACUCCCAAAGAGUUCGGCAUCGUCACCACUCCCAUGUUGCAUUUCUUCGUCAAGUGCAGGAACGAUAAUACUUACGGCACUCCUAAUGAAGAAGGAUACUACGAGAAGAUAGUCGGAGCAUUUAAGAACAUUCGCAAAAGACUGACGGUGCAUGGCAAUUAUUCUACCCGGUUGCACAUCGACGGCGCCAAUGGCGUCGGUGGGAAGAAACUCAACAUUAUCAACAAGAGCUUAGACGGACAACUGGACUUGCAGCUACAUAAUCUAGGGGGAAAUGGGGGGAAACUUAAUUUGGGGUGCGGAGCCGACCACGUGAAAGUAACGCAGACGCCAGCGACGGGCUUCACACACACACCGUUCGAACGAGUCGCCUCGCUCGACGGAGAUGGCGACAGAAUCGUAUAUUAUUAUGUUAAUGAUGACCCAGAACCAAAAAUGUUUCUUCUCGACGGUGACCGCAUAGCGACACUACUAGCUUCCUACAUAACUGAGCUGCUACAGGCCUGCGGUGCUCAGCACUUGCAGAUGGGCAUCGUGCAGACUGCAUACGCUAACGGCGCAUCCACUAACUAUAUCACUGAUACUCUCAAAAUCCCCGUAAAAUGCGUGAAGACAGGAGUGAAACACUUGCACCACGCGGCGCUGGGCUUCGACAUCGGCGUGUACUUCGAGGCCAACGGUCACGGCACCGUGAUUUACAGCAAAAACGCUAAGAAUACUAUCAGCAGAAUCUCGCAGGAAGGAGAACCCGAGGCCCGCAAAGCAGCAGAACUUCUUCUAGACUUCAUAGACAUGACCAACGAGACAGUAGGAGAUGCUCUAUCCGACCUGUUCCUCGUAGAGACAGUGCUGUGUGCUCGAGGCGCCUCCGUACAGCAGUGGGCAGACUACUACACAGACCUGCCUUGUAGGCAGCUUAAAGUUAUCGUACAGGACCGCAACGCAAUAACAACGACAGACGCGGAACGUCAAUGCAUGACGCCUGAGGGGCUGCAGACGCGGAUCAAUGAGCUCGUGGCCAAGUACAACCACGGCCGGGCCUUCGCCAGACCCUCGGGCACUGAGGAUAUUGUCAGGGUUUAUGCUGAGGCUGAUACACAGACGAAUGCGGAUUUAUUAGCAGCCGAAGUUUCGCAAGCUGUAUUCGACCUGGCGGGCGGAGUCGGGGCGCGGCCCGAGCUGCCCGCACAAGCAUAGAGAGCUGUAUAUACCAAAAUGAACAAAUCUUCAUACUUUAUUUACUAAUCGGAUAUCACAAUUUAUUAUUUUGAAAAUAUUUUUGUCUAAAUAUCUGUUUUAAUUAGUCUUGUUUUAACGUUAUUUUGCUAAAAUCUAAAAUGGUUAAAAAAUUAUUUCAAAGUAAUAUGGAAAUAUCUAUAUUUUUAAGGGUCAGAUAUUUAGACAAAAACAUUGACUUAGAAAAAAUAAAAUCAUUCAAAAAUCUUAUCAUAAAUAAUCGCGGAGCGAUUCUAUAUAUUAUUCUUUUAAAUACAUAUUUAUAAUUAUAAUAAAUAAAUAAUCAACAAAAAUAUGUAUAAUAAAAUAAAAUUAAUUUAGUUAAUAGUUUUAAUCUUCAGUCAUUUCGGUACAACGCACUACUAGUCCAUUGGUUUAUUUUGGUGCAAAUUAUUUUGGACCAAUGUUUUUUUUUUAUUUUAUUUUUACUUGCAUGAAUCUUUUUUAAAUAACCUAAGUAUUCACUAGACAGUUUAUUUUUACAUCACCUUACCAUCUUAUAAGUGACAUUAAAUUAAAAACGGAAAAAAUCUAGAAGUCCUUUAAUUUUUAAGCUCAAAACCGGACAUACAAUUGAAUUCAGUUGUUGUCCAGUGAAUACAAAGAUUAUUUAUAGAUAAGCUCUCUUGCUCAUAAAAAAGUAUCUAGGUGCUACUGACAAAAAAAAAAAAAACAAUUUAAAAACACAUACUUAACCCGCCCAUAAAAUAAUACAAAAAUUAUUCACACACGCAAUCAUAAAAUAUUUUAAGAAAUCGAAGCAUUUCGAGAUGUUUUUAUCACAAUGUGGUCUGAAGUUAGUUGCAAACCGCCAUUAAGUUUGCCGAGUACUAUACCAGUCCAAUUUAUAGUAGUUCAAAUUUUAUUCCACGCUUGCGUUUUAUACACAGUACCAUAGGAAAAUAACACUGCCCUUGACUCUAAGAAUAUUUUUUGCCACUUUUCACAUUAGAAAAUAUUUUAAGAAAAUUGUGGCGCUAUGUCUAAAAAGGUACUUGAUUAUAAUAUUAGCCUAAAUUAAAAUUAUUAAUAACGUAUUCGUAAAGUUUACACUGAAUUAAAAAUGGAUAACCAUUCUAACUAUAUAUAAUGUUGUGAAUGGAAAUGACUUGCGUUUGUGAAAUUCUAACGCAAAAAUGUCUGAACCGAUUUGGAUGAAUGAUGUUGAUUUAAAACUAUCUUUUUGUAGACUUUCGAUUGAUAUGGACAAUUUAUAAAUUACACAUUUGUUUAAAAAAAAGUAGGAUGUUUAAAAAUUAAUGUAUGAUAAAUAUUUUACGUAGUUAUCGACUGUAAUAUUAGACUGGACAUAAAAUUGUCUAACUAUUUGAGAGAUUAUUAACCUCGGAGUUAAUUAUUAUAUCUAUCUAAACUACUAACUGUAUAAAAGUCUAGAAUUUAAGAACGAUAAAAUCCAGUGCUUCUUGCAUCUAUAAAACAAAUAUUUUGAAAUUAUUAGUGUAUGUAAAAAGUUUUUAUAAUCUAUGGACCAAAAUAUUUAGUUUAAAAUUUAAAUUGCAUUGCGUAUGUUAGGUAAAUUAAUUGGUUUUCAGUGAGUGUACAGUGUUCUUUUCAAUGUUGAUAAAUAUGGCAAAGUUUCAGCCAAUUUGUAUGAAAAAUCUGACAGCCAUAUAAAACACCUUAACUUGACAUUGUAUAUUACUCAUUUUUAAAAAUAACUCAUGAAAAACAUUCAACUUAAAUAAUAUGGGUUCCGUGUAUUUCUUUCGGUAUACCUAAAAGGAUAAUUUGUGCACCCACACGAGAUUAGAGAGAUUUAUUUUAAAUAUCAAGGUAUGAAAGUAUAGAGUUAAUAAAUGCGUAUGGUUGUAAGUAUGAAUAACCUUUUAAAUUGUGAUUGAAGGCAGAAAGAGAAACAAUAUAAUAUAUAUUUUUCGCCUCUAUUUUAAUGAAAAUAAAUCAUGCGCAUAUAACUGCAUUUAGCCUACUUUACUUUUAAAUAGGUAUCACAAUGCACACGCAUAUUCAUUAGAUUAAGUAUUUUGGUCUUUACACAAGCUUGUUACGAAAAAAUAAAGUGCAGAAGUCCAAUUAGACUUUUUUUUUCUUUACCUCUCUGCCACUAAAAUAUCUGGACCCUAGGCACUUAUAUUACACUAGAAAACAACUGUACAUUUUAUUUAAAAAAAUAAGAACAUAAAAGCAAUUUGUAAAAAUAAAUUGGCUUUACAAUUCCUGGCAUAAGAAUUGGUCUUCUGCACUUAAAACUGCAAUAGUGAAUUGAAACAGCUCGAUAGAAUUCGAUAACGUAUCUCGAUAUAAUUCUUUAUAUUUUGCACUAAACAUUUUAUCGUAUUUCGUAAUUUGUAUUCGGCUAUCAAUCAGCAUAUUUUUGUACUGUAUUUUACUUAUAUUUUAUUUUUCUUGUGUUGUGAUAUAUAAAACAUAGUCUUGGUUUUUAAAGAUGGAUACAUCGCGAAUUAAAAAUGUUCAUAUUUAAAAUUUAAACCAAUUAAACGGCUGAACUGCUUUUUAUUCUAACGUAAAAUAGAGCUAUGUCCUAUAUUUCGAUAUCUAGUUUAUUUUAAACACAGGUUGACGGUCAGUUAAUUUUAACCGUGAGCCGGUGCCAAAAGUACGACACAAUUUUCAAAUAGGCAUGCCUGUUUACCUACCCAACUUUCUACGAGACUGAGUAAUUGUGGGUGGGUUCCAAUCCAGGAUAGAUUAAUGAAAUGUUAGGUUUUACAGUAUGCAGUGCCGACUAAUAUAUUAUGGGACAGUGCCCCUUAUAAAAUGGACAUUAAACCAAACUAGUAAAAGGCUACUUUGGCUUUAUUUGGGUUACUCUAAUGCUGCUGACUAAUUCGCGAUGCGUCCGAAUAUAGUUUUAUUCUCCAACGAUCUCGAAGGUCACAGAACGAAAAUGUCCAGAGGAAUGUUCGUAGAUAAUAACAAUGAAAACAUUUAAAGGGAAUAAUAUAUUUAUCUACACCUUCUGAUAAGCACGGAUAAGAGGAAUUUAUAUGAUAAGAUUGACAGUUAGAUAUACUUAGAUAACGUUCUGAUAUGGGCAUACGUGGUGAACGUAACGUCUGAUCGUAUAAAUGUUGGUCAGGUGUAUUGGUACUUGAUUAGUCAUUUUAUGUUAGAAAAUACAUAAUCUUGAUCGACGUAUGUUGAGUAAGGCUCUACCAGAAAAGAGUUACAUAUUAAAAUUGGACCUUAAAAACACAAGUGUAAAGUCGAAAAGAAAUGGGGUAUCCCAUAUGUCUACAAAAUACACAAAUAUUACUUAAUUUUAUGACAGAGAAUAAUGAUUGAGCUGUCUUUAAAAUUGAGUGUCGUUUGUAUCAAAUGAAUGACUGUUAUUCAAUGAAGAUUACAAAAUAUUGACUGGUAAUCAUUUUACACCUUAAGUAGUAGAUAUUUAUACAAUAUCAUACUAUUGAAACUGUGUGUAAAUAUUGUGUCUAUAUGUGAAUCCUUGUCCACCCGUUAGACGCAUUUGUAGUAGAAGCUUUUACAAAAUAGAUUUAGUCAGCCAUACAUUCCUUGUUUCUUACUCAAGAUACUGUCCCAUGCUUGCAAUUUAGUAACUACUAAUUUAUUUUGGUUCUAUAUGGAAGUUAGAAAGGUUAACAUCAGCUUAGCUAUGGA